UUUGGACAAUUAAAUCACGACAUAGCAGUCUGAUAUUUAUAAAUAACAGCUAUUAGCUUCUAAUCACAACUCUCGAGUGUUGAGUGUUGAGGAAGGACCUAGUGUCUGAAAGCGCUCCACGUGAGUAGAAGCUAAUCUAAUAGAUUUUAUUUAUAAAUAGCAUACUGCUAUGUCGUAAUGUAAUUGUUCAAAAGUGAUUAUUAACAAGCAGUUCGUAAUGGAAACAAACAUUGAAGAAUAACUAGCCGUCAUCAGUAUUAUUAAUUUGUUAUCCAGGCUAUAACAGCAAUCUAUGUCAUUGCUAUAGAAACCAAAUUUAAUAUAAGUCUGUAGGAAACUGACUAUGAAAAAGGGGCCAAAUUAAUAUAAAUUUGCUAUAAACUAAAGCAUUUUGAUGAGACAUGUUGUUGAAAGUGAUAAAUUUUUUGAUGAUAAUACAUCUUCUCCCUAAUCUUCUUGAGAAAAUUUGCUGUUCUGAACUUAGGCCUAUGCAAAACGUUGUUCUAAAUAAUGAUAACAUUGAGUUUUUGGACAUUGUAAGAAACAACUCAGAAAACUUAACUGAAUGUACAACGAGAAAUCACAAAUCCUUCCAAAAUAAGUCUGCCAACUCGAUAGGGCUUUCGAUAAUGCCUGAAGAUAAAAUGCUCGAUGCUUGGUCGAAACCCGACAACACGUUUCAGAUGUUCGGAAAUCCCAACAGUCAAAAAUCAACACAAUUUCCACAACUAAAUGGAAGGAAAAGAGUAAAAUACCUACUAAAAGAUGAAGCUAGAAAGGUGAAAUCGCCGAAGCAACAAAUUGACGAAUACAAGAAACGUGUAAUGAUGUUUCUGGUACAGAAAGGAUUCGUAACAAAUACUCAACCAACUAGCACAAGCACUGAAAAAAUAAAAGAUGACUUGAAAUCGACUAAAGAGAGAGGGAAAAAUAUUUUACAAGCGAUGCCGAUCAAAUGAAAAUAAACAUUGACAUUAUUUUCUAAUUAUCGUUACUGGAGUUGAGUUAUUCAAAAAUAAGGUUUGUUGUCCUCACAAAAUUCCUCCCCACAGAAUUACUUUUUGUUGCAAAAACGUUUCUAUUCACUCGAUGGUCUUCCAAUAAAAAUAUUUACUUUAUACUGUCAAAAUUCCAUAUGAAAACCAUGAAUGCUUACCAUUCAAUCUAUGCUGAGAGUAUAAUUGCAAGAAUUUCACUAUAGGAUAAUAGCAUAGAUAAACAAUAGCUAUUGUUUAUCUAUGAUAAUAGGCUACAUUCAUCUACAUUCAAAUAUCAACAAUAAUUUUAUAAUACAAUAGGUUUGAAUGAGUGCACUUAUUAAAAUGUGAAUGUAAACCAAUAAUAAACGUCAAAGUUGAGUCUGUAAAUUAUUAGAGAAAAAUGAAGAAAAUUGCCUAUCAUUUAGUUUUCUUCGUACAGCAUACCUGCGCCUGUUUCAAAACGUCUCCAAAACUUUUGGAUCCAAAAUUUAUGAACCGACUAAUAAAAGAUUAGUGUAAGGUGAAUAGGUUUUAUAGUUGAGAAAAAGGAGAAUCUUUUGAAAAACAAUAAAAAACAUUUAAUAUCUUCAUUGUUCACUCACUAUACAUUUAAUACACAUUAUAAAUAAAUAAAUAAAUUUUAUUCACAUUUAAUUACAUGGCCAAUCGAAUUAAUGUGUGUCACGAAACACGACAUUAAACGAAAAUUAAUAUUAAUUACUACAAAUAGUGUUUUUCUGAUGACUAAAUGCAAUAUUAUUAUCAUAUACAAUGCAAUAUUAUAUACUAUAUGCAAAAUUAUUCUAAAAUGGGAAGCAUUACCCAGGACAUACUUGAUGUUCACUAACUUAAUCCCCGAAUAAAAUGCUAAAUUAUUACCCUGUUGCAUAUCCAUAGACUACUUUUUCACUAUUAAUAUUAAACUUGAAUUUAAAAAAAACACUUAUGGAGUGAAAAUGCACUUACAUUGGUAGUGACGAUCGUUUCGACCUGUUCAUUUCACUCCAUACUGUAAGUGUUUAAAAUUCAAGCAAAAUUAUAACUUGAAUUACAAAUCAAACGAGAAGUAAAGCAAUGUUUUACGAACAAUAAACAACAACUUGUUAAUGGUACCGCUAAUUUAAACGCAAUAAGAAAGAAUAAAAAUAACGAGCGAAGCUCGGUGCCCCGAUAUUAACUAGGAUCAAGCCAGUUACACACACACACAGAUUUUGGACGUUCGUUUUUUUGUCGUCCUUAUAAAUUCUACCAGAUUGAACAGAGCUUGGAGAUGAUGUGUGCAUCCUAGUUAAUAUCGGGGCACCGAGCUUCGCUCGUUAUUUUUACUUUCCUUGCCCUAUUACCAUAGGUAAGGAAAGUAUUGCUUUCCGAAGAAAAUUAAGAUACCCCAAUUUCUAUACGUUUCAAGGUCC
This is a messenger RNA of Nilaparvata lugens (brown planthopper), 2392 nucleotides long. RefSeq lists its product as uncharacterized. The transcript has 2 exons. The coding region runs from base 402 to 959 and encodes 185 amino acids. NCBI's taxonomy places the organism in Eukaryota, Metazoa, Arthropoda, Insecta, Hemiptera, Delphacidae. The record is from RefSeq and is a predicted model, not a curated record.